AUGGUUAAACCCGUAAUUGGGAGAAAAACUAACAAAAACCCACCAAUUUUAAGCCAUGAAUUUGUUAUACAGAACCAUGCUGAUAUAGUAUCAUGUGUUGUUAUGGUAUUCCUGGUCGGGCUUAUGGUACAGUCUACAAGCCCAAUAGCAAGUCUCUUCAUUAGUUUACACCAUAAUGUCAGUGGAGUUGAACCAACCAGAGAAGCUCCCAAAGGAGAACCAUUUUUAUAUGAAUCGGGAUGGAAAGAUGGAUGUGCAGUUUUCUUUUAUUCACUUGUUUGCAUUGUAAUGCAUGCAAUAAUACAAGAAUACUUUUUGGAUAAAAUAUCAAAAAAAUUUCAUUUGUCAAAAUCUAGGCUGAGUGCACUAAAUGAAUCUGGACAGUUGGUUGUAUUCCAAUUGAUGACUCUAGUAUGGGGUGGUGAUGCUAUCUUAAGAGAAGGAUUCCUCUUUAACAUCCCUCAGUUAUGGGAUGGAUAUCCUAAUCACCCAAUGACAUUUUUGCUGAAGCUGUGGUGGGUUGUCCAAGCUGCAUACUGGAUCCACACCAUUCCUGAAUUGUACUUCCAGAGAGUGAAAAAAGAUGAGUGGGCAGGUCGCAUCAGACAAGCAAUUGUUGCCUUUACAUUUGUUGCAUUGGCUUACUCUUUCAAGUUCCAACGUGUUGGAGUUGCCCUGAUAGUUCUUCAUUCGCUUGCUGAGUUUAUUGCUCACUCCUACCGCCUCAAUACCAUUCUCAGGGGUGAACGAGAGGACUAUUUAGACAAGUUUUUGGGAGUAGUCAACGGCGCAGUGUUCGUAUCAGUAAGACUGUGCUCGCUGGUACUUGGCGUGCUUACUUUUUACUUUGGACUAGCUGGAGCAGCGCCGCUUCUCGUACGUGUGGCAGCACUUUCCAUUCUUGUCUCUUUCCAGGUAUACCUGAUGUUCAACUUCAUCUCUGAAACUAUGAAGCAACGCCAAGAAGCGCGCCAAUUGGCUCAGAGCAAACCCAAGAAGGAGAGGAAAGAGAAGCCCAAAAAGGAAAAAGUAAAGAAAGUCCAAAAUGAAGAAUCUGAUCUUCCCGAAGUUGAUCAAAACACCAACAAGACAUUACGGCAACGUCCAAUUGCCGUCAAGAAGUAA
Molecule: messenger RNA, 1125 nt
Organism: Pieris macdunnoughi
Lineage: Eukaryota; Metazoa; Arthropoda; Insecta; Lepidoptera; Pieridae
Source: the annotation of a GenBank genome assembly